AUGGAUUCUCUGGCAAUAUUUUUCAUCUGUUUACUUUCAUUAUCAAGUGCAAAAGCCAGUAGCAAUAUUGGUGUGAACUAUGGUGUGCUUGGAAACAAUCUGCCCUCUCCAUAUCGGUCCAUUGAAUUACUAACAACAAUGAAAGCCGGCCUUGUGAAGAUCUAUGACGCCAACCCAGAUAUUCUACGGCUUUUAUCGACUACAAAGCUCAAAGUUUCCAUUAUGAUCCCAAACAAUGAAAUCUCAUGCAUUGCUGCAAACCAAACCAUAGCAGAUGAAUGGGUGAAAAACAAUAUCCUCCCAUACUACCCGAAAACCCUGAUUCGCUACUUACUUGUAGGAAACGAAGUGCUAAGCUACAAUACAGAACAAGCUCAUAAAAUGUGGCAUGAUCUUGUCCCGGCAAUGCGGAGCAUUAGAAGAGCACUUAAAUCUCAGAACAUCAGAGACAUCAAAAUUGGCACCCCAUUAGCGAUGGAUGUCUUACAAACAAGCUUCCCAUCAUCAAGCGGGACAUUCCGACCCGACGUAAGAGACAGUGUGAUAGCACCAAUGCUUAAGUUCUUAGACAGAACUAAUUCAUUUUUCUUCAUUGAUGUAUACCCGUACUUCCCAUGGUCACAAGACCCCAACAAUAUAAACCUAGACUACGCUCUAUUCAGGGGAAAUUUCACCACAAUAGACCCUGGUAGUGGCUUAAUCUACAGAAACUUGUUAGACCAAAUGCUUGACUCGAUUAUCUUCGCCAUGUCAAAACUCGGAUACUCCAACAUCCCGCUCAUAAUAUCAGAAACAGGAUGGCCUAACUCCGGCGACAUAGAAGAACUAGGUGCAAACACUUACAAUGCAGCCAUAUACAAUCGUAAUCUGAUCCAAAGAAUGACAACAAAACCAACCAUCGGAACACCAGCUAGACCCCGAGUCCCAAUACCAACCUUCAUCUUCUCACUUUUCAACGAAAAUCAAAAGCCAGGACCCGGAACAGAACGACACUGGGGCUUAUUACACACAGAUGGAACCCCAAUUUAUGAAUUAGACUUAACAGGAAAGAAAACUUUGACACAUUCAGCUCCAUUACAAACUCCAAAGAAGAUUGUAUAA
Vicia faba (fava bean) is the source of this 1101-nucleotide messenger RNA. Lineage: Eukaryota; Viridiplantae; Streptophyta; Magnoliopsida; Fabales; Fabaceae. The record is from the annotation of a GenBank genome assembly.